Messenger RNA from Ochotona princeps (American pika), 451 nucleotides. RefSeq names its product 10 kDa heat shock protein, mitochondrial-like. Gene Ontology annotation, cellular component: mitochondrial matrix. The record is from RefSeq and is a predicted model, not a curated record. The transcript has a single exon. Gene Ontology annotation, molecular function: protein folding chaperone; ATP binding; protein-folding chaperone binding. Bases 30 to 353 code for a protein of 107 amino acids. Lineage: Eukaryota; Metazoa; Chordata; Mammalia; Lagomorpha; Ochotonidae.
GGCACGCGAGCGGAGCGGGAGUUGCGGCCAUGGUGGGACAAGCAUUUAGGAAGUUUCUGCCUCUCUUUGACUGGGUGCUGGUGGAAAGGAGUGCCACGGAAACCAUCACCAAAGCAGGCAUUACGCUCCCGGAGAAGUCUCAAGGGAAAGUGUUGCAGGUGACAGUAGUGGCUGUGGGAUCGGGUUCUAAAGGAAAGGGUGGAGAGAUUCAGCCAGUUAGUGUGAAAGGUGGAGAUAAAGUUCUUCUUCCAGAAUAUGGAGGCACCAAAGUAGUUCUAAAUGACAAGGAUUAUUUUCUAUUUCGAGAUGGUGACAUUCUUGGGAAAUACGUAGAUUCAAAUCUAUUGAAAUGACAUCACAUGAAGCUGCCCAUUCCACGGACGUUCUGAAAUCUUUCAUCAUGUAAAUAACUUCCGUGUCUUUUUUAUAAUAAACUAAUGCUGUCUAAUGA